Molecule: messenger RNA, 1875 nt
Organism: Closterium sp. NIES-67
Lineage: Eukaryota; Viridiplantae; Streptophyta; Zygnematophyceae; Desmidiales; Closteriaceae
Source: the annotation of a GenBank genome assembly
CCUACAUGCGAGCCUUCCGAAGGACGACCUCUGCAGCAAAAACUCGGCCGUGCAAGCUCAGCGUUGGUGGAAAACAGCCGGGCAUGGCGGCAGGCGGGACAGGUCCACCAUUGCCAUUGCCAGCUCCAGCAGUCUUCGCAUUCCCGCGUGUCAUCUCUCCUAACACGGUGUUAGGAGUCUUAAAAUCCGAUGUUACGAGUCUGCGGAGGCUGGUUCACCACAACCUUACAAACAGCUGCAGCAACAACGGCAUCUCAGAGCUCAUCACAGCUACAAGCAGCAGCAGAAGCAGCGGCGGCGGCAGCAGCAGGCGGCAGCAACAGCAUCUCAGCCUUCUGGCUGCACAGCUCAUCGAAGCUAAAUCCCAAAACCCUAGGUGGCAAAAAAUUGCCCCAAAGAGGGGGUAAGGUGACCUAGAGGUUUCGGCGUGAGGGGUUUCACGUGUGACUCUGGUGGUCAAUUUUUAAGGAGCAGUGGUAGCACUACUAGCCCACUGAUGGCACCGCGCAGUCCCUGGGCGAAGGCCCUGGUGAGGGAGCAUGCUUCAAGAGCAAUGGUGAAGAAGCGAUAUCGCAGGGAUGCCAGUAAUGACGACCAUCACUGCGACGGAGCUGCCGAGCACAGCGCUCACAGCAGACGCCUCAGGAUAUUCCGACCCUGUGCUUCAACGCCUGCAGCAGCAAUGCCGGCAGCAUCAAAGCCGGCAGCAGCAACGCCAGCAGCAGCCAUGCCCACAGAAGCAACGCCGGCAGCAGCCACGCCUCCAACAGCCAUUCCAUCGCCCUCUAGUGACAAGCCGAGCUGGGCGGCUUACAUUCGGAGCAAGGAGAUGAUGGGAAUCACCGUGCUGUCUGGGAAGCCGCUUCAACCCGGUGAUGCAGAAGAUCACUGGACGGAGGCUGAAGCUCCAUGUGGAUCAUGUGCGGGCAGGUCAAUGGAGGAGUGUGCGUGCAGGGAGAAGAAGUUUGUCUUAAGAUCUGUCAUUCCUGACCUGAACCAGCCCGCUGGUGAGGCUGAUGGCUUGAUGAGGUUCCAGGUCGUUAGAUCCUCGCGUGAAAGAGGCUCUCAAGUAGAGGUGUCCGGUUUCAGAGGGAUUGAUUUAGAAGUGAUGCGAAAGCUGGUCCCGUGUGGCAGCAGCAGCAGCAGCAGCAGCAGCAGCAGCAAGGUCGUCUCUGCCAGUAGCAGAGCAAUCAUUCAGAGGCUGAGACAAGGCAAAUGCUGAUACGAGAAAUCAUGGCGUUCAGGGAAAGGCGUUUUACAUGGCUCUAGUACCGCGUGCACUUGCAAAUCCUUGCACUUCCUUUGGGGCGUGCUUCCGAUGUGCGUGCGGUUGUUCCUUUCAGGGUAAAGCUGUGUGCGCAUGCGAGUGGGGCUGCAGGUAUGUGUGUGAGGCUGCAGGUAUGAGUGUGAGGCUGCAGGUAUGUGUGUGUGGCUGCAGGUAUGUGUGUGUUGCUGCAGCAGUGUGUGCAACGGAUGGCAAGGAUGUUCGUUCACAAGUGAGGCUUUAGUACAGCUAUCACUGGUGCGGCUCAGGCUACUGCAUUGGAGCCUGGGUUGUUUUUAUCAGGCUUUCUUUCUCAGAGAGUCUGUUUUUCGCACCUUUUUUUGCUUGUGUGUAGCAUCCAUGUCACAUACUGUGUUCUCCCGGGUAUAGGACCUGCUUUUUUUAAGACCCUGUGGGUCAUUUUUACGGGUUAGACUUCUACUAUGGUCGUUCACAGUACCCGGCAUUCUAUGAGCGUAUCAUAUGAGCUUAUCCUGGAUUAUCCAGUGGGUGAUUUAUCUCAGGUAUCAGACCAGGGCUGUCGUUCUCAGGGUAUUUUACCCUGAUUCCCUGAUUUUGCAGGGUAUUUUUUGGCCAACCCUUAAUUUUCA